Prorocentrum cordatum is the source of this 1382-nucleotide messenger RNA. NCBI's taxonomy places the organism in Eukaryota, Dinophyceae, Prorocentrales, Prorocentraceae. The record is from the annotation of a GenBank genome assembly.
UAGCCAUUUUGGCUCAAGGCAUCCAGGUUCAGGCAGAUUUGGUGCAGGUUCCUCUUUGUCCUUAAUCAAAUUACAUACGCGAAAACAUUUGGCUUGCGGGUCGUUUCUUUUCUGUUCCGUGGGAUGGCGGUCCAGAAGACACCUUGGAUUGUGUGGUCCGCGUUUGCACUCGUCCUCAGCAUCAGCGUACCCACUGCGACCUCGAUUGGUGUGUGUUCCAAGCCGAAGUGUGCAGAUGACGACGCCCAACUCAUUGCGCUGGCUAACGGCAUCGGCGUCAAGAUCGGAGGUUGUGCUGAGGUGCAGGCUUAUUGCGAAGAUGCGGCGUACGGCAGCACUGUGCAGGCGACCUGCCCUGCAACGUGUGGCCUCUGCAGGGUGGCCAGCCCCAGCAGCUCCCAGGCGGCUAAGGUGCUGAUGGACAGGAGCUCCAGGGGCUCCCGGGACGCAGAUGAUCAACAGUCCUUGGACAGGGCUCUGGCGGCGAAAGGGCCCUACCCGACGCCGAGGCCGACGCCGUGGCCGACGCCGUGGCCGACGCGGUGGCCAACGCCGAGCCCGACCCCGAGCCCGACGCUGACGCCAGCACCGACGCAGGUGCAGGUGGCCGCCGUCGGCGACCCACACCUGCAGAAUAUGUUCGGUCAGCGGUUCGACUUGGCGAAGCCGGGCAAGUCUAUCCUGGUCAGCAUUCCACGCGGCAAGCCCGUCGAGGACGCGCUGUUGUACAGGCCGACGCACGUCGACUGGGAGCACGAUGCUCGGAUAUUUAUUUCCAGGAGGUCAACGUCACAGGGACGUGGGCAGACAAGGCGCAGCCCGGAGGCUUCCACUUCAACUUUCGCGGCGCGCGCGACAACAAGCCGAAGUGGGUGAACUUCGGGCCGGUGGAGCUCAAAGUCGUCCACUGUCACACUGGCGAGGGGUUGCAGUAUUUGAACGUCUACCUUAAGAACCUUCGGCGUGCUGGGUUUCAUGUCGGAGGGCUGCUGGGCGAGGAUGAUUACACGGAGGCUGCGACGCUCGAGGCAGGGUGCCAGAAGAUGAUGUCCCUAUUGGCGGGUCCAGAUGGUCAAGCUCCGCAUCGACAGGGCUCCACCGCAAUCGGUUAUUGAGCCCGCCUGCCCUGCCGUGGUGCAGGAUUAUAAAUUAUACAUCUAACUCGCUUCCAUCGUCGUCAACCUCCUCCUACUCCUUCGCCCUCUCGGCGCGCAUUUGGCGCGAACAUGCCGUUGGGAAACACCUUUGGCGUAUACUCGUCUGCUGUUGCACGCGUUUGGCGUGUCGCACGCAUUUGGCGUGUCGCCCUUCUUUUCAUUGCCUACGCGCAUUUGGCGUAUGGCUGCUUCGUUCGUUCGUUCGCCGGGCCGAGGAGGGGGGCG